AUGUCACCAUCUUUUCUGGAAAUUCCUGAUCUUCCGAUAGAAAUUAUAAUGAAUUACUUGGACUAUAUUGCAAUUCAAUCCGUUCGCAAAACUUGUUGGGACCUCCGGAACUUUAUUGAUGACAAGAAGCCGGGAAUCGGCAUGAACUAUAUUGAAAUUUCUCAAACGUCCAAUACAGCAGUUAGACUGGCAAUGAAUCCUCCUCUCGUCAGGCAUUCAGACUCCCGAUCUAUCGACUUAAUAUACGAAAAACUGGAACACGGAUGCAAAAUUCGGGGUACAACAGGUGACGAAUGGAAAACUAAAAUUGUGGAGAACUUGAACUUUCUGGAUGCUGCUCUCCAUGAUUUCAAAGUUGCCCUAAACACUCAAAAGGCACCAUUCUGGAGGGUCACUGUAAAGUGUUUUUCAAAAACCUUUUUUGAAAAACUUGAAGAAAUUAUGAAGUCACAAAAACCAUUUACAACUGAAUCUAUAGAAAUUCACGUGAAGUCACACGAACAUGCCCGUCAAAUCAUACAGCAUGCGGACCCAAAACAUCUCAAAUCUAUCGAAUUUUAUCCGCAGGAGGAUCUCACCAGCAUUCAUGAGACUGUGGAGUUGGAAUCAUCGAAAAACAUUCAGAAUCUCUCUCAUUUUGCUACUGCUUCCAUUCAUUUUGAGAAUCAAGACGUGGAGACGAUUCGAGCAAUAAAAGAGCACUUUCUUCAAUUCCAUGAGUACGAUAAGCACUUGUACGUGUCCAAUAAUGUCGUCGAAAACAUGUUCAUAGACGCUUUUGGAGCAGCUUUCGAGCAGCCUAGAGAGUUGGAACAAAAUUGGUUUUUCAAUGUUCCUGGCAAUUAUGUAAAAGUCCUUAAAGUUGUGAACGGCUAUCGAAGUUUUGAGUUCGACUUUGUAGAAAAAUGUGAGGUUCCAGAAGGUUACAUGAUUCUUGAUUAA
Molecule: messenger RNA, 942 nt
Organism: Caenorhabditis remanei
Lineage: Eukaryota; Metazoa; Nematoda; Chromadorea; Rhabditida; Rhabditidae
Exons: 3
Coding region: 1-942 (313 amino acids)
Biological process (GO): innate immune response
Molecular function (GO): protein binding
Source: RefSeq, a predicted model, not a curated record